CCAUGACGGAAAUUAUUUAUAAUUGAACACCAGUAAAUUUACCUUGACUUUUUAGUCGUAAUUAGGUCAAUCACAUUAUUUCAAAGCUAUCAGUAAAAUUCAUUGGAUCGUUGUGAAUUGAGAUGGAGUUAGUUUAUGUUUCGGAAUGGCCUAAAACAGACGCAAACUUAUGCACCAAGAAGUUGAUUGGAGACACUGCCUGCAGCUGGUCGUGUCGUAACAUCCUGGCAUUCAGCACGUUAAACAACAGUAAGGGUCUAGCAGAAAGGGAGCUCUACCGACCCAAGAUACACGUCGUUGAUCCAGACAGACCAUGGGAACUUCAUAGCAUAAGCGGUGUACAUAAGGAUUUGAUUCAAGUAUUGCAGUGGAAUGCAAGCGGUACGCGGCUGUUAUCCGGUGAUAGCUCGGGUACCUCUGUAUUAUGGCAGAUGAAGGACCAUUUGUUGAAUGACUGGGAGAGUGUUGCGGAGAGUCACGUCAAUGGAGAGCCCAUCGUUGCACUGGGAUGGCUUCACAAUGGAGUCAAAAUUUCCUACAAUGUGGACAAUAUUGACUCUCCAAGCAUGCUGGAUAAGUUUACUCGUUCCCGAUUCACACCCUCUUUGCUACAAGUGGGAACCAAACCAGCCGUUGGAUGGAUAGCUGUCACCUCUACAGGCCUGGUUUCUGUGACGAUUCUGAAGAGCGGAGGCGGGACAAGUACAUUUACUGAGUGUCUCGGGAAUACAAGAUGCCAUGCUGAACUAGCUGACAUUGCUUACUCAAGCUCUGGUGACAUCUUAAUAGCCACAUCGGAUGGCAGCUGCCGAAGCCCCGUCCAAGUCUACAAAGUUAAUCUUAGCUGGAGAGAUGACAAAGUAUUUAUUGAAACAGACUACCUGCCAUCCCUUCAUGUACAGUGCUGUGUCGAUCUCAACAACAAAGACAAAUAUUUAACCAUCACACAUCUGAGAUUUAUCAACAAGGAAUGUUAUGAAGAGGAGAGUACAUCAGUCCCAGCCGAGCAGCUCAUCAUAUCAGCCAUUGGCUCAUCAGGUUCUUGUGUCGAGUUCUGGAGUUUGAGUAAAGAGUUUGUUCCGUUGAAUAAAAUAUUCCAGACCAGUCCACCACCGUCCAGGGAGUCCCAGCCAACCACUCAGAAAUGGGUUUUUGGUACAUGCUACACCAAUUCGUCUGCCGUUACGGGAUUGUGUCUGCCCAAACUACCGGUCAAACUUUCCAGUAAAUCUAUCUACAAUGGCCCAGGGAUGGUCAUGGCUGUUGCAUUCCAAGAUGGCAGUGUCAAGUUACUUCACAGGGUGUCUUUAAAACCAUGUGCGUCAUUCAAGUAUGAAGGAGCUAAAGUAGAUACAGGAUCUCAGGCCAAGAGACAGAAAGUUUACAACGGCAAGCACCUCAUGUGUAUGGAGAUGUCAAGCACUUGUUGCAGUAUCAUGGCGGUAGACCGGAUGGGGGCCCUGUGCCUCAUCAAGAUUGCACCAACGCUGGGUCAGGCACUAGACCAAGGUGCCGCGAGGGCCCAUACCAUCGCCCAGGUUGUCAACUUGUUGGAGUAUAGUCUGGUGACUGGCUAUGAGUGGUGGGACUUACUUCAUACAAUCACACCAGGUAUGGUCGACACUGUGAUUGACCGUUUGACUGAAGCAUUUAACAGACAGUCCAAGUCAACGCAGGAAUUAUUAUUCAGUCGGUUGGUAGCCGUCAAAGCCUCCCUUCACAGAAUGACCUCCAGUGGUGCCGGCAAGUCAGUGGAUUGUUACUGUAAGCUUUUACUCAACGCCAUCUCAUCUGAGUUUAGAUCCCUCCUCAGACCGACUAGCGUCACCGCUCAGGACAAAGGGCCGGCUGAGAAACUCACUGCUAUUUGUGCACAUAGUACAGAGUUAGACUUGACUAAGUUGAUGCUAAACAUAGACACCAAGGACUAUGCUCUGGACCCAAAUUUCAUCCAGUCCCUGCAGCAGUUGGUCCAGUGGAUCGCAGAAUAUUGCCUCUACACCUUAAGCACGGUUCCACAGCAAGCAUCUAACCCAACUAAACCAGGGAUUAGUGUAUUGAGAGACACCUCCACUCUGUGCUUGUUACGGGAGAUGCUCGUACUCAUUAAGAUAUGGGGAAUACGCAAGAAGACGUGCUUGCCCGUAUUUUCAACAACGUCAGACUCAUUGGAUACUCUGUCUCAUCUCUACAAACUCAUGACUCACGUCUGGCUAGCGAGUAAGGAGAUUCCACCCGCUGAACUGGACGAAAAUACCGUCGAUGAGUGUUGUCUUUUACCGAGCCAAAUCAUGAUGCAUCCCUUGGAUGUCACUCCAGUCACAGAGGGAAUAACUGGUAAGCUGCUCCUCCUGCGUCAGGCUAUGAGUUUUCAAUUCAACACUACCCCUCCCCACAUGGUCAACAUUGCGACCUUUGGCCACAGCCUAAAUAUAUUCCCCGGGUCUGAGGUCAACGUCAGGUCACUCUCUGACAAGAUUCAUCAGAAGACGGAUGUUGUGCGACGGCUGUACUUGGGCGUGGCCCCGCCAGAUGAGAUAAGAAGUUGUACAAGAUGUUCGUCCAUAUCAAUGCUUAACUCCCCCACUCGAACGGUCAUCAUGAAAGCUUGGGAACAACGCUGGGCCAGAUCUUGCCUAUGUGGGGGACUGUGGAGAAGGGUUGUCAUGGCUUGAGAAUAAAGAGUUGAAGUUGGAAUCGAACAAUUUCCAUCUGAGGGUAUUUCUCAUCAUCAGAUGGCUCUUUGGACAAAUUUGCACUCUUCUUGAGGGACAGUCC
This is a messenger RNA of Asterias rubens (European starfish), 2778 nucleotides long. Its product is annotated as mediator of RNA polymerase II transcription subunit 16-like. Gene Ontology annotation, molecular function: protein binding. The transcript is spliced from 23 exons. The record is from RefSeq and is a predicted model, not a curated record. Gene Ontology annotation, cellular component: mediator complex. The coding region runs from base 123 to 2675 and encodes 850 amino acids. NCBI's taxonomy places the organism in Eukaryota, Metazoa, Echinodermata, Asteroidea, Forcipulatida, Asteriidae. Gene Ontology annotation, biological process: positive regulation of DNA-templated transcription.